GUUAGAGGUUAGACUGUUAGAGUUGGCGGAUUCAGAGGAAAUGAGCGAAAGUACGGAAAGUUAGAAUAAUAAAAAAAUGAAUUUGUUUAAGCUUCCAACGCAACUCUUCUCACCGCCACAAUAUAUUUACUCCAUGCUCAUUCCUCAUCACCCUAUUUUAUUAAAUUCCACUUCUGUCCCUACCCCCAUUUCAGACCAUCCUUCUCCUUCUUUUCCUCGUUUCUCUUUACGCUCAGAUAUGGAUACUGCUGUUGCAGGUCAAAGUCUUUACCCCUUGCACCGUUGUAAAACUCUUCACCUGGUUAGACAUGCUCAAGGAGUUCACAAUGUAGAAGGUGAGAAGAACUUUGAAGCAUACAAGUCUUAUGAUCUUUAUGAUGCACACCUGACCCCUCUUGGUUGGAAACAGGUUGAUAAUCUGAGAGAACAUGUUAAGGCAAGCAGUCUUUCUCGAACAAUUGAACUAGUUAUUGUUUCUCCCUUGUUAAGGACCAUGCAAACAGCAGUUGGAGUCUUUGGUGGUGAAGCACAUACUGAUGAGAUUAGUGUACCUCCCCUGAUGAAUGACAAUGUGGGAGAUAGUGAUCGCCGUGCAAUUUCUAGUCUGAAUGUCCCACCAUUUAUAGCAGUAGAGCUUUGCCGAGAACAUUUGGGUGUACAUCCCUGUGACAAGAGAAGAAGUAUCACUGAGUACCGACAAAUGUUUCCAGCAAUUGAUUUCUCAUUGAUAGAAAAUGAUGAGGACAUUUUGUGGGAACCUGACAUUAGAGAGAAGAAUGAAGAAGUUGCUGCCCGGGGACUGAAGUUUUUGGAAUGGUUGUGGACACGUAAAGAAAAUGAGAUAGCUGUUGUUACCCACAGCGGUUUUCUGUUUCAUACCCUAAGUACUUUUGGUAAUGAUUGUCAUCCAACUGUGAAGAGUGAAAUCUGCACGCACUUUGCUAAUUGUGAGCUACGCUCAAUGGUUAUCGUUGAUAGAGGUAUGAUUGGUUCAGCUGAGUCCUCUACCAACUAUCCUGGCAAAAUUCCAUUUGGCCUUGACCUUCCUAGUGAUGUUGCUGACCAGAAACUUCCAGAAAAUGGACAAUGAUAUUGAUUGGGUGGGACUCUUAGCUUUUAUGAUUUCCUUUAUAGGUUUCUCGAUGCUAAAAUCACAAGUUGGUACCAAUUUUAGCAUUCAUUAAUUUUCAUAUGUGAACAAUACAUUGCGUUCUUCUUCCUACUCCUCCCAUGUGUCUAAUAGCAGCUAAAGAAACAGCCAAGUUUUAUCCAUGGUAAAACCUGAUUGGAGUUUGAAGAUCGUUCAUUACUAAAUACGUUGUACAUUUUUCGCUU
Messenger RNA from Cajanus cajan (pigeon pea), 1335 nucleotides. Its product is annotated as phosphoglycerate mutase-like protein 1. Gene Ontology annotation, cellular component: cytoplasm. NCBI's taxonomy places the organism in Eukaryota, Viridiplantae, Streptophyta, Magnoliopsida, Fabales, Fabaceae. The record is from RefSeq and is a predicted model, not a curated record. Gene Ontology annotation, molecular function: phosphatase activity.